This is a messenger RNA of Nannospalax galili (Upper Galilee mountains blind mole rat), 2122 nucleotides long. It is a transcript of the gene Dll3, whose product is annotated as delta like canonical Notch ligand 3. The transcript has 9 exons. Gene Ontology annotation, molecular function: calcium ion binding. Gene Ontology annotation, cellular component: membrane. Gene Ontology annotation, biological process: multicellular organism development; Notch signaling pathway. NCBI's taxonomy places the organism in Eukaryota, Metazoa, Chordata, Mammalia, Rodentia, Spalacidae. Bases 1 to 1767 code for a protein of 588 amino acids. The record is from RefSeq and is a predicted model, not a curated record.
AUGGUGUCCCUGCAGAUGUCCCCGCAGAUGUCCCAGCUUUGGUCCCAGACGGUGAUUUUGGCGCUCCUCCUUCCCCAGGCUGGGCCGACUGGUGUCUUCGAGCUGCAGAUCCAUUCUUUCCGGUCGGGACCAGACCCGGGGGCCCCGCAAUCCCCUUGCAGCGCCCGAGGCCCUUGCCGUCUGUUCUUCAGGGUCUGCUUGAAGCCUGGGGUCUCCCGCGAGGCCGCCGAGUCCCCGUGCGCCCUGGGCGCAGCGCUCAGUGCGCGCGGCCCCUCCUACCCCGAGCAGCCCGCAGUGCCUGCAGCCCUGCCGCUGCCCGACGGGCUGGUGCGCGUGCCCUUCCGAGACGCCUGGCCCGGCACCUUCUCCCUCAUCAUUGAGACCUGGAGAGAGCAGCUGGGGGAGCAGGCUGGAGGGCCCGCCUGGAGCUUACUGGCACGCGUGGCCGGCCAGAGACGCCUGGCGGCUGGGACCCCGUGGGCCAGCGACGUGCAGCGCGCAGGCGCGUGGGAGCUGCGCUUCUCGUAUCGCGCGCGCUGUGAGCCACCAGCCGUCGGAACCGCGUGCGCGCGCCUGUGUCGCUCGAGCAGCCCCUCGCGGUGCGGCCCGGGACUGCGCCCCUGCGCGCCCUUCGAGGACCAGUGCGAGGCCCCGGCAGUAUGUCGAGCAGGCUGCAGCUCCGAGCAUGGCUACUGUGAACAGCCGGAUGAGUGCCAGUGCCUGGAGGGCUGGACUGGGCCCCUCUGCACGGUCCCUGUCUCUGCCAGCAGCUGCCUGAACCCUGGGGGCUCAGCUUCUGCUAGCACGGGAUGCCUGGUACCAGCGCCUGGGCCCUGUGAUGGGAACCCAUGUGCCAACGGGGGCAGCUGCAGCGAAACACCCAGCUCCUUUGAAUGUGCCUGUCCCCGGGGAUUCUACGGGCAUCGAUGUGAGGUGAGCGGGGUGACAUGCGCAGAUGGACCCUGCUUCAAUGGUGGCUUGUGUGUUGGUGGAGAAGACCCUGAGUCUGCCUACAUCUGUCACUGCCCACCCGGUUUCCAAGGCUCUAACUGUGAGAAGAGGGUGGACCGGUGUAGUCUGCAGCCAUGCCAUAACGGCGGCCUCUGUCUGGACCUGGGCCACACCCUGCGCUGUCGCUGCCGCGCGGGCUUCGCGGGUCCCCGCUGCGAACACGACCUGGAGGACUGCUCGCGCCGCGCCUGCGCCAACGGCGGCACGUGCGUGGAGGGCGGGGGCGCGCGCCGCUGCUCGUGCGCGCUGGGCUUCGGCGGCCGCGACUGUCGGGAGCGCUCAGAUCCUUGCGCCACGCGGCCCUGCGCGCACGGCGGCCGCUGCUACGCCCACUUCUCAGGUCUCGUGUGCGCCUGUCCACCCGGCUACAUGGGCGCGCGCUGCGAGUUUGCCGUUCGCCCCGACGGCGCAGGCGCGCUGCCCGCGGCCCCUCGGGGCCUGAGGCAGGCUGAUCCGCAGCUCUUCCUUUUGCCCCCGGCUUUGGGCCUGCUGGUGGCCGUGGGCUUGGCCGGCGCUGCGCUCUGGUUGGUCCACUCGCGCAGUCGAGGCCUUGGCCGGGAUACUGGGGCCCACUUGCUGUCGGGGACCCGGGAGCCGUCGGUGCACACGCUCCCUGAUGCACUCAAUAACCUGAGGACGCAGGAUGGUUCCGGAGAUGGCCCGAGCUCAUUGGUGGACUGGAAUCACCCAGAAGAUGGAGACCCUCCGUCAAUUUAUGUCACACCUGCACCUUCGGUCUAUGCUCGGGAGGCCUGAUUUGCUUCUUUUUCAUCAGCGCCUGGAUACAGAGCCUCAGAUUUUUGCUAUGUGCUUGGUGGCGUCUGAUCUUCUGCCCCACACGCCGAUUGCAGUGCAGGCUGGAAAGUGUGGCUGAGAGGACUUUAUUGUUGGAAAUUGUACAUAAUGCCUAUUUAUAUCUCAAGUUUCUCUCCCUACCUCUCCAGAGUCGUUUAUAAAGGCUCUUAUUUUGAUCAAAUGCAUCUGACUGAAUACUCUGUGUUUGGAACUGAGGGGAAGAGAGAUUUUACCUCCCGAGGUGAAUGAUAAGAUUUUGGAUUGUUUUGAGACAGGGUUUCACUUUAGCCCUGGCUGACUUGGAACUUAAUACAUA